AUGGCAGAUGAACGAAAAGAUGAAGCAAAGCCUCCUCACUGGACCUCAACUCAACUAACAGAGGCAUCUGCACACCCACAUCAACCUGAGAUUAAGGAUCAAGGCGGGGCAGGGGAAGGACUUGUCCGAAGCGCCAAUGGAUUCCCAUACAGGGAGGAUGAAGAGGGAGCCUUUGGAGAACAUGAGUCACAGGACACCUAUUCAAAUACCAAAGAGAAUGGGAUCAAUGGAGAGCUGACCUCAGCUGACAGAGAAACAGCAGAGGAGGUGUCUGCAAGGAUAGUUCAAGUAGUCACGGCUGAGGCUGUAGCAGUCCUGAAGGGUGAACAAGAAAAAGAAGCUCAGCAUAAAGAUCAGCCUGCAGCUCUGCCUUUAGCAGCUGAAGACACAGCUAAUCUGCCUCCUUCUCCACCCCCAUCGCCAGCCUCAGAACAGACUGUCACAGUGGAGGAAGCCUCGAAGAUGGAGUUCCAAGACCAGCAGGAAUUGACUCCUUCAACAGCUGAGCCUUUAGACAAGAAGGAAAAGGAGUCAGAGAAACAAAGUAAGCCUGGUGAAGACCUUAAACAUGCUGCCUUCGUUUCUCAGCCAGAGACAACUAAAACUUACCCUGCUCAAAAGGACAUGCAAGGCACAGAAGAAGAAAAAGCCUCUCCCGCUUUGUUUGGGCACAGUCUCAUUGCCAGCCUGGAAGACGUGACACAGAAGACAGAACCAAGCCUAGUAGUGCCUGGCAUUGACCUUCCUGCAGAGCCUCCAGCUCCCAAAGAACAAAAGGACUGGUUCAUUGAAAUGCCAAUGGAAACAAAAAAAGAUGAGUGGGGUUUAGUUGCUCCAAUAUCUCCUGGCCCCCUGACACCCAUGAGGGAAAAAGAUGUAUUUGAGGAUAUCCCAAAAUGGGAAGGCAAACAAUUUGAUUCCCCCAUGCCAAGUCCCUUUCAAGGUGGAAGCUUCACUCUUCCUUUAGAUGUCAUGAAGAGUGAAGUAGUUCCAGAAACAUCACCCUUUGCCUCUGCCUUCUUACAGCCAGAUGACAAAAAAUCUGUGCAAGAAACCAGUGGCCCAGCUACUGCCAAAGAUAGUUCUAAAGUUGAAGAGCCCCAUAAAGAUAAAACUGACAGAAUGGCAGAAGUACCAGCCUCAGAGGCAAUCACCUUACCCAAAGAUGCUCACAUUCCAGUUGUGGAAGAAAAUGUUAUGGAGAAAAUUUUAGAGGGAGAAAUAGGGGUCGUAAAUCAAGAGAGUGUGCAGAAAAAAGAUACUUUCACCCUUAGUGGACCGGAACCUACACUUACUGAAAAGGAACCUCAGCUGAAGCUUGAAGAAAAAACAACCAUUUCUGACAAAGAAGCUGUUCCAAAAGAGAGUACACCCCUAAAAUUGGCAGACGAAGAAACAGGCAUAAUUCAGAUCUCCACAGAGCACACUUUCUCAAAAGAACAGGAAGGCCAAGAGUCUACUGCAGAUAUGUUAAAACAAGACUCAUUCCCUGUAAGUUUGGAGCAAGCAAUUACAGAUUCAACUAUGACCUCUAAGACACUGGGGAAAGUCAUGACCGAACCAGCUGCAUUAACUGAAAAGAGUGUAACCCAGGAAAUUUUUGAGGAGAAAGUUACCGACAAAGCUAAUAGGGUCGAAGGAGUUGGGGCUGCAACAUCAGCCGAGCUUGACAUGCCAUUUUAUGAAGACAAGUCAGGAAUGUCCAAGUACUUUGAAACAUCUGCCUUGAAAGAAGAAGUAACCAAAAGCAUUCAGCCAGGCAGUGAUUACUAUGAACUAAGUGACACUAGAGAAAUUGCCCCUGAGUCUAUUGAUACCGUAUCUCCCGUGCAUAAAAAUGGCGACAAGGGAUUUCAAGCAGAAGAUUCCCAGCCCAGUGCUCCGGCACAGGAAGCAGGGUACAGUACUCUUGCACAGAGUUAUCCACCUGAGUUACCUGAAGAACCCAGUUCUCCUCAAGAAAGAAUGUUCACCAUUGAUCCAAAAGUGUAUGGCGAGAAAAGGGAUCUCCAUAGUAAGAAUAAGGAUGAUUUGACACUUAGCAGGAGUUUAGGACUUGGUGGGAGAUCUGCAAUAGAACAAAGAAGCAUGUCAAUCAAUUUGCCCAUGUCUUGCCUGGAUUCCAUAGCCCUUGGAUUUAACUUUGGUCGGGGUCAUGACCUUUCUCCUCUGGCUUCUGAUAUUCUAACCAACACUAGUGGAAGUAUGGAUGAAGGGGAUGAUUACCUUCCAGCCACCACACCUGCAGUGGAGAAAGGCCCUUGCUUCCCAGUAGAAAGCAAAGAGGAAAAACAGACAGAAAAAGAAAAGGCUACUGGAGAAGAAAUUACUCAAGUGGAGACAUCAUGUGAGUCACCUUUCCUAGCCAAAGAUUAUUACAAAAAUGGUACUGUCAUGGCCCCUGACCUGCCUGAAAUGCUAGAUCUGGCAGGCACAAGGUCAAGAUUAGCAUCUGUGAGUGCAGAUGCUGAGGUUUCCAGGAGAAAAUCAGUUCCGUCAGAGACUGUGGUUGAGGAGAGUAGUACUGGUUUGCCCCCUGUAACUGAUGAAAACCACAUUGUUGUAAAGACGGACAGUCAGCUUGAAGACCUGGGCUACUGCGUGUUCAAUAAAUACACAGUCCCACUCCCAUCACCUGUUCAAGACAGUGAAAAUUUAUCAGGAGAGAGUGGUUCCUUUUAUGAAGGCACUGAUGAUAAAGCUCGAAGAGAUUUGGCCACAGACCUUUCAUUGAUUGAAGUAAAACUGGCAGCUGCUGGAAGAGUCAAAGAUGAGUUCAGUGUUGAGAAAGAAGCAUCCCCGCAUAUCUCUGAUGACAAAUCGGGACUGGGUAGGGAAUUUGACCAAGAGAGGAAAGUUAAUGAUAAGCUAGAUUCUGUACCAGAAAAGAGUGAAGAACUUGCUGACUCAAAAGAACAUGGCAAGGAAACAGAAGAGGCUGUUGAUAAAGUGGAAACAUUUGACUUAGGAAUAACCUACGAACAAGCUCCAGCCAAAGAACUGACAAUAUCAAAAGAUGCAUCAUCUGAGAAAGCAGAGAAAGUCCUUAGUUCAGUGCCAGAGGUAGCUGAGGUAGAACCAUCCAAAAAAGCUGACCAAGAACUAGAUUUUGCUGCCCAGACAGCUGCCCAGGGUCAAUUAGAUGUUAAAAUUAGUGAUUUUGGGCAGAUGGCUUCGGGGCUAAACAUAGAUGCCGAGAAGGCAACAGAGUUUAAACUUGACGCUACACAGGACCUGAGCCCCUCAUCCAAAGUGCCUCAGGAGGCAGAUGCAUUUAUGAGUGUUGAGUCUGGCCACAUGAAAGAAGGUGCCAAAGUCAAUGAGACAGAAGUCAAAGAGAAGGUGGCCAAGCCCGACUUGGUGCAUCAGGAGGCUGUAGACAAAGAGGAGUCCUAUGAGUCUAGUGGUGAGCAUGAAAGCCUCACCAUGGAGUCCUUGAAACCUGAUGAGGGCAAGAAGGAAACUUCUCCAGAAUCAUCUCUAAUUCAGGAUGAGAUUGCCAUCAAAUUGUCAGUGGAAAUACCUUGCCCACCUGCUGUUUCAGAGGCUGAUUUAGUCACAGAUGAGAGAGCUGAUGUCCAGAUGGAAUUUAUUCAACUGCCAAAAGAUGAAAGCAAGGAAACCCCAGAUAUAUCUAUCACCCCCUCUGAUGUUACAGAGCCAUUGCUUGGAGCAGUUGUGUCUGAACUAGCAGAGGCUCAACGUGAGGAGGAAGAGAUAGAAGCCCGAGGAGAAUAUGAUAAACUACUCUUCCGCUCAGACACCCUUCAGAUUACUGACUUGGGUGUCCCAGGUGUCAGGGAGGAAUUUGUGGAGACCUGCCCAGGUGAACACAAAGGGGUGAUUGAGUCUGUCGUGACCAUCGAGGAUGAUUUCAUCACUGUAGUGCAAACCACAACUGACGAAGGGGAGUCAGGCUCCCACAGUGUGCGCUUUGCAGCCCUAGAGCAGCCUGAUGUGGAAAGGAGACCGUCCCCUCGUGACGAAGAAGAGCUCGAAAUAGAAGAGGCAGCUGAAGCCCAGGCAGGACCCAAGGAUGGUUCCCCAGAGGCUCCAGCUUCCCCUGAGAGAGAAGAGAUUGCCCUCUCAGAAUAUAAGACAGAAACCUAUGACGAUUACAAAGACGAGACCACCAUUGAUGACUCCAUCAUGGAUGCUGACAGCCUCUGGGUGGACACUCAAGAUGAUGAUAGGAGCAUCAUGACAGAACAGUUAGAAACUAUUCCUAAAGAGGAGAAAGCUGAAAAGGAAGCUCGGAGAUCAUCUCUUGAGAAACAUAGAAAAGAAAAGCCUUUUAAAACCGGGAGAGGCAGAAUUUCCACUCCUGAAAGAAAAAUAGCUAAAAAGGAACCUAGCACAGUCUCCAGAGAUGAAGUGAGAAGGAAAAAAGCAGUUUAUAAGAAAGCUGAACUUGCUAAAAAAACAGAAGUUCAGGCCCACUCUCCCUCCAGGAAAUUCAUUUUAAAACCUGCUAUCAAAUAUACUAGACCAACUCAUCUCUCCUGUGUUAAGCGGAAAACCACAGCAGCAGGUGGGGAAUCGCCUCUGGCUCCCAGUGUAUUUAAACAGGCGAAGGACAAAGUCUCCGAUGGAGUAACCAAGAGCCCAGAAAAGCGCUCUUCUCUCCCGAGACCUUCCUCCAUUCUUCCUCCUCGCCGAGGUGUGUCAGGAGACAGAGAUGAGAAUUCCUUCUCUCUCAAUAGUUCCAUCUCCUCUUCAGCACGAAGGACCACCAGGUCAGAGCCAAUUCGCAGAGCAGGAAAAAGUGGCACCUCAACGCCCACUACUCCUGGAUCAACUGCCAUCACUCCUGGCACCCCACCAAGUUAUUCUUCACGCACACCAGGCACUCCUGGAACCCCUAGCUAUCCCAGGACCCCUCACACACCAGGAACCCCCAAAUCUGCCAUCUUGGUGCCCAGCGAGAAGAAAGUCGCCAUCAUACGUACUCCUCCAAAAUCUCCCGCCACUCCCAAGCAGCUUCGGCUUAUUAACCAACCGCUGCCAGAUCUGAAGAAUGUCAAAUCCAAAAUCGGAUCGACAGACAACAUCAAAUACCAACCUAAGGGGGGGCAGGUCCAAAUUGUUACCAAGAAAAUAGACCUAAGCCAUGUGACAUCCAAAUGUGGCUCUCUGAAGAAUAUCCGCCACAGGCCAGGUGGUGGACGUGUGAAAAUUGAGAGUGUAAAACUGGAUUUCAAAGAAAAGGCCCAAGCUAAAGUUGGUUCACUUGAUAAUGCUCACCAUGUACCUGGAGGUGGUAAUGUCAAGAUUGACAGCCAAAAGUUGAACUUCAGAGAGCAUGCCAAGGCCCGCGUGGACCAUGGGGCUGAGAUCAUUACGCAGUCCCCAGGCAGAUCCAGCGUGGCAUCGCCCCGACGACUCAGCAACGUCUCCUCUUCUGGAAGCAUCAACCUGCUUGAAUCUCCUCAGCUUGCCACUUUGGCUGAGGAUGUCACUGCUGCACUUGCUAAGCAGGGCUUGUGAAUAUUUCUCAUUUAGCAUUGAAGUAAUAAUAUUUAGGCAUGAGCUCUUGGCAGGAGUGGGCUCUGAGCAGGUGUUACAUUCAUUCUUUAAAAACCAUAAAAUAAAUAAUCUC
Propithecus coquereli (Coquerel's sifaka) is the source of this 5599-nucleotide messenger RNA. RefSeq names its product microtubule-associated protein 2 (gene MAP2). Gene Ontology annotation, biological process: microtubule cytoskeleton organization; neuron projection development. The record is from RefSeq and is a predicted model, not a curated record. Gene Ontology annotation, molecular function: microtubule binding. Gene Ontology annotation, cellular component: neuron projection. The transcript is spliced from 12 exons. The coding region runs from base 1 to 5487 and encodes 1828 amino acids. Lineage: Eukaryota; Metazoa; Chordata; Mammalia; Primates; Indriidae.